UGUUAGACUGUGCUUAGCUAGCUUCAGCUGUUCAGCUUAGCUUAGUGUCAACUGUCGCUGUCAACCAUACCAACUCAACUGCCAAGUACCAAUUUUAUUCCUUAACACUAUCCUUCAGGCCUUGUUCGUGAUAAUUUGAUUUUGAUUAUUUGGAUUGGAUUGUAGCUAUUGCAAGUGUUUGAUAGGUUAGGGAACCAAAAGUUAAAUUUCAACACUGCUUUACCGUUUUCAGUUGUUAGGUCGACACAAUAAUUAGUAGGUUACUGCUCAUGUCCCAUUCAAAAUCUCUGUGUUAUACAUAUUUUAAAGAGGAAUUAAUUAGUGUUAAUGGAAAGUCCUCAGUUAGGUCUACCUGGUUGGAAUGGAGGUUUCUGCAGUCUGAGGAUGAACAGCUGACAAACCUGCGCAAACGCGCGUUAGAAGGCGGGUUGAGAGCUUUUCGGUUCCGAAGUGUGUGUUGGCGGCUGCUACUCGGGGUUUUGAGUUCGGGACAUCCAGAAAGAUGGGUGGAAGAGACUCGGGUGGCUCGAGAGAGUUAUCGUGAGCUGCUGGAAAAACAUAGCGUGGACCCCCACAAUGAAGAAACAGAAGAUGACCCCCUGUCUCAGGAAGCUUGGAGCCCCUGGCACCAGUACUUCUGCAACAACGAUCUGCGUUUUGUCAUCAAACAGGAUGUGAUCCGGACAUUUCCUGGAGUAGAUUUCUUCCGGGAUGAGAGAAUACAGGAAUCCAUGGUCAAUAUAUUAUUCUGCUACGCCCGUGACCACCCCACCAUGUGCUAUAGACAGGGCAUGCAUGAAAUCCUGGCCCCGCUAUUAUUUGUGAUACAUUGUGAUCAUCAAGCCUACUUGCAUGUACGGGACUUGGACCAAAUCAGUGAAAUCAUCAGUGACCUUUUGGAUCCAAAAUAUGUUGAAGAAGACAGUUACGCUCUGUUCCUCAAAGUGAUGUUUGCAAUUCAAGGUUACUACCACAUAACUAAUGUUGAACUGUCCAGCACUGGUUAUUUCCCAACCGAUUCCUCCCCCUCAAGUCCUUUAUGUGAAAACCAAGUGCUGCAGCAGCUGAACUGGAUCAAAGAUCAACUCUUGGCUCCGAUUGAUCCAGAGCUUCACCAGCAUCUCCAACAGCUUGACAUUUCUCUUCCUUUGUUUGGAAUUCGAUGGUUGAGGCUACUGUUUGGCAGGGAGUUCCCCCUACAAGACCUUCUAGUACUAUGGGAUGCCAUCUUUGCUGAAGGCACCGUCUUCCAACUGGUAGACUACAUUGUUGUUGCUAUGCUCAUCGCCAUUAGGCAUCAGUUGCUCAUUUCAGACUACACCUCGUGCCUUACUAUGCUCAUGAGAUAUCCAGGAACUAUGGAUAUAUCCUGCAUCAUCGACCAUGCAUUGCACCUUAAAAACCCACAGAGCUACAAACAACCUACCCAGACAGCAUUCCCCAAUCUCAUUCCAGUGACAGUGGGGGGAAGACCAGAUAUGCAUCGAGCUCCAAACCACUAUCCCAGACCUCAGAAACUGAGUGAGUCCACAACUCACAAGACUAGCUACAUUACCACCAGACUGAAGAAGCUAUCAACCAGAAACGCCAGUAUCUCUGAUGGCUCACACGACAACUCUAACAUAAUUGAUGGCUUCACACUUGAUGAUCCUGGGGUGGUUCGUAGUGAGCUCAAGCAUUGCCGGGCUGUAAUGUCGUUGGUACAACUGAAGCUUGCUCAGUACCACAGCGUCCUAGAGCAAUGUGUACCUCACAGUAACAUUCCAGCACAACAAGCACUCACCGGCAUCCACGAGCUUUGUUCAUUGUUGGACCCACAUCGAGGAAGUCCGUCCCCUUCGGUCUCAAUUGAAGUGGAACCUGCCUUUGAGGUUGGCGAGAUUGUGGGUACUCCUACUCCACCAAACCUCCCCCCUCCAUGCUCCAACGUUGACAUGACUGUCUUCCGGGAGACUCAAGGAUCUGUGAUAGACACAACUGAAGAUAUACUGCGAUCUCCUGUUAAGAGAUAAUAUCCUUUACUUUAUAUGUAUUUGUUUUCUUGUUUGUCUGUCUUUGUCUUUAUCACAUUUGUUUUGGUAUUGUGAAUCCUCAGGAAGUCCUCAACUUAUUUUUGUGAUUAGUUUAAAAAGUGUUGUUUAUAUUCUCAUAGUGUUAAUAUGGUAAUAACACAUAUAAAAAGCAUUAGAGGAUUAUACCAUCAACUCAAAGUCGUCUCGCCUUGUGAAAUAUCAAGGUAUUGUGCUAUUUUGGAAAGGCAAUAGUGUCCUAGGGAAUACAGUAGAUAAAAAUAACAAGACAUAUUUUUAUAUUUAAAACUCAAUUUAUUUUACACGGUGUUGGUGUAAAACCUCUCACAUUUUAUGUUUUGUAUUACUCUGAAAACAGGCUUUUAACUUGUACAAUAGUGUAAUGAUUAUGGUUAGAAUGAUAGAAAAUAUUCUUGGCUUUCUAGAUGAUCUAACUUCCUUGUAGCAGCAAACAUAAGUAUAGGAAACAUUUGAGUAAAAAUUGAAUCAGGCUAAUGGAAAUUCACUUAGUCUGCAGGUUUGCUGUGGUGGGUGUAAUGUUUUAAUUUUGUUUCAAAAAUUUAAACUAUAAGACUGAAUGCGAUCUUGGUUUUCUGUCUCUCUCUUUAUUAAAAGCCAUUUUAAUACUAGUGUUUCAGUUGUUUGGUAUUUUGGGUUAAACAGAAUACCUAAUGAUAAAGUACAGUAGAACCUUGAUAUUGAACACUUUGUGGACUAAAAUGGUAUCAAACUAUCGAAAUGUCAAACUAUAGGGAGUCAAACCAUUGGACAUUUUAAACAUAAGGGAGUAUUUACAGGAUAAAACAAUCAAAUUUAAUGAACAGUAUAAAACUGGACAAAAUAAACAAAUUUAUCGACUUACAUCUCUACUAAACGUUCUUUGGCUACAAAAAAAAAAAUAAUAGCUUUGGCUGUAUAAAAUAGUUUGUAAUUUUCAACUACUUUUUACUUUGGAUGUUUGAAAGAAGUAUUAAUUAAUGGGAUGAUUCAAGUAUAGAUCUUUUGCGUGCACAUAAACAAUAAGAUGGAUUUAGUCAGUACCUCUGCAAACCCGUCAUCGACCGCUGCCGACAUGUUACGUCAUAGAAUCCUGGGAUGCCUGUGUCGAACCAUAUGGAGUGUCGAGCUAUCGAGCUUCUACUGUACGUUCUAUUAUUGUAGAUUAAUAGCUUAAUUAUUUGUCAUCGAAGAUUAGGUUAAUUUUUAAUAGGCCUACUGUAAUGUUAGUAGUACCCUAUGUAGUCUAAAAAAAAGUAUUAGCUUUUUGAAUUCUCUUUCCUAGAUACUCUCAUUAACUAAUAAGUAUAGUAUUGAUACAAGAAGUUAAGAACCUCCUGAAAAUGAUAAGUUUACAAUAUCUUCUAUGUAUGAGGUUUUAAAUAUUUAAAGUGAAUAAAAUAUCCAUAUUGGUUUUAUUUAUGUUAAUUUGUUCAGUUAUUUUGUCAUGCAAUAGGUAUUUAACUUAUAUCUAUGACAGUAAAAUAUAUGGCAACGUUUACAAAUAUUGUUUAUUUAAUUAAUUAAUAAUUGUUUGCUGUCUUUGAUUGAAAUCAAAGAAUGUGCAACAUAUCCUGGAAAUAAAAAUUUGCAUUUCUUUAACCCUAGGACUGACGAUCGGUCAUUUUAUGGCCGAUCGGGGGACUUUGUUUCCUGCCAUCAGUCACAAAAUGACCGAUCCAUUUAUUAUACAUACAUUAAAGCUUGGGAUUAACUGAUUGACCAGAUUAUCCAUGGAUGUAAAGUUAAAGAUCUUGGCUAUCCUGCUAACUCAGCUGUAAUAUUUUUUAUUUGGUUAGCUUGAUUGAAUUCUUGUUUUCAUUGUCUGCUGACUUGGAAAUCCAAGGUCAGCUGAUGAGUCAUUUUAUAAAAUUUUUUUAAAACAUUCAAAUUUUAUGGAAAAUUUACAACAAAUUAUAUUUAUUUCCAAAAUUAUGGUUAAGUUUUCACUAUACAAAUAACAUAAUAACACUCUCUGUUUCUUCCUGAAUCAAUUGAUAUACAAUAUAGUACCUGGUAUAACUUUCUUAACCCCUUAAUCGCGACACACGCAUUAUUCCAUAGUAGUAUUCUGUACACACUGUCACGACGCACGGAAUAUCACGUGCAACACCCUUGUGGCACUGAGAAUUGACAGACCAGUAUCAAAGGUGAUAGUUGUUUUUGGUAUUUGUUUUUGUCGCGUUGAGAUCAUAACUUGGGGUUAUUGUUUGUACGUUGAUAACUGGUAUAGUAGUCCUGAUCUGUUUAUGUUUUUGCAUUUGAAUGACACCAAUGCCUGUGGUACAGUAGGAUGGGAGCGAAUAGAUAUGCCUGAAUUUCAGAAAGAGUUACUAGUUUGCAAAUAGGAGGUUGUCAAUACUGGAACAAUCAUGGUUGUAAGGUGGGCAGAUAAAAGAGAAGUUAUGAUGAUCACAACAGAACAUGAUGAUAAAGUAGUUAGACUCUGGAAAAGUAAACUACAUUACAAAUAAAAGGUAAUGAAGCCAGUGCCGGAUUUACCACUAGGCCGCAAGCAAAAGGGGGCCGCAGAGGAUUGAGGAAAACAUGUUAUAGAUAAAAAAAUAUGUUUUAAACCCACCAGUUUGCCACGAUCACAGGUGAACAUAAUGAUGUCUCCGCUAACCUAGGGAGAUGUUAACGAUCUUCCCGCGGCCCCGGUUGCUAAAGAUGAUAUCCCCGUGAUUGGGGCCCGCGGGAGACGUUCACGAUUUAGCCGAGGGUGAUGGUGAUGUACCCUCACGAUCGCAGCCCGUGGGAGACGUUCAAGAAUUAGCCGCUUUCGCGAGACUCGAUGAAAAUGUCCCCGUGAUGGCUUUCCGAAGGGGAUGCUUACGAUUUCGGCACGGCCGCGGGUGACAAUGAUGAUAUCCUCAUGAUCGCAGCAGUCCACGGGAGAUGUUUUUAACACGACUUUGCCGCGAUCGCAGGUGUUGAUGAUGAUGUCCCCGUGCUUGCUGCUUCGCGGGAGAUGUUUACGAUUUUACUGUAGUCACGGGUGACGAUGAUACACUCAUGGUUACAGCUCACGGGAUAUGAUCACGAUUUCGCCACGGUCGCGAGUGUCGAGGAUGAUGUCCCUUUGUUGCAGCCCGUGGAGGAUGUUCAUGAUUUUGCUGCGGUCAUGGUCACGGAUACCUAUGAUGGCUUUGACUUGGUUUAGGAGAGAUUUCCACGAUUUCAUCCAUGACACAGGUGUCGAUGAUGAUGUUUCUUUGAUGCAUAGGAAUACUCACGGUUAUUUCCGCGAUCGCAAGGAAUUUCCACCACAGGGGGAGGGCCGCUCAAGUAAUUUGGCCUAGAGCCACAAGUACCCUAAAUCCGGCACUGAAUGAAGCCAAAAUGUGUCCAAGAAUAUAACUAUAGAAUCGGCUCGGUAGACCCACAGAUAUGAUGCUAAGGAAUGUUACAUGUCUUAGGCACACCCAAAAGUGGUAAAAACUGUUUACUUUACAUUUUGUGGAUCUGGCAAUACUCAAUUCCCAUGCAAUAUACCUAUGUGUAAUUGGCAAGAAACCAAACACUGACAGAAUUUCAUUUAGAGCUAGUUCGCCAACGUUUAGCGGAAAACAUUGCAGCUCAGACCUACAGUAAAAAAAACUGGUGGUUGUCCUUCCCCGAGUGAUACACCACUAAGAUUGACUCAGCGUCAUUUUCCAUCAUGUAUUCCUUCAACUGAAAAAAGUAUACCUCACGUCAAUAUUAUGUUUGCUGUCACACUACGCGACGUGAACCAGCCAGGCGGGAGUCGUGGUAUCAGUACCAGGACUGCGCGGUCUCCUUGUGCGUAAUGCCAUGCUUCAGGGAAUAUCAUAGCCUGAAGAAAUACUAAAAAGUUAAAAGUAACCUUUGAAUAUAGUGUAUAUAUAUUUUUUUCCAAUAUUUACUUCUUGAAACAUCCACUCAUGUGACCAGAAAACUAAAUAAAACCCGUAAGUAAAUAAGAUGAGUAAAAUAUUUUAUUAUUUAUUUAUUAGUUUAUUAUUAUUAAUUAUUUAUAAAACUAAAAAAUUAUAUUACCAUUUUCGUUAACAUGAAUACUAUUAAAAUGUUUAUUAUAACAUUUAUCAUAGUUAAUUGCUUUAAAAUGCGUUUUAAACUAGAAUUCCUCAGAAUGCUAAAAAACCACAAAAAAUUGCAAAAAACCCCGUGCUGGGCCAUUGGCGAGCAUAAUUAAACCAUGCGCCACUGAUCGCGUCGAAACCGUACCGCGCCAAUUUACGGUUAAGGGGUUAAAAAUAAUAUUUUGUGUUCAUUUUUAAAAUUAACUUUAAAAAAUGUGCUGGCAUUUUAGCAAAUCUAACUGGGUUAAUUUGUUCCUCUAGGUAUGACAAUUUGUACUUAAUGCAUUUUUCACCAUAGUUUGUGAGCUUUUACUACCUAUGUAGUUUAAUGAAAAAUUGUAUAGUAAUAAAAAUAGUUUACCGCUGCAAAAAUUGUUAUUUAAUAUGUAUGUUGUGAGGUACCGGUAAUUUUUUUAAAAUACUUUUUACCCUUUGUUUGAGUUACAAUCUGCUGUAGUUGUAAGUUUUGCAGACUUUUUUUAAGAAAUGUUCCUUAUAAAUAAAAAUAUUACAUGUCCCGUUAUUGAAUGUUUUGUUUUUAUCAUAAGUUGUAGUUUACCUUAAAAUAUCACUGAAAUAAAAAUACUCCUACAUUUAGGCAAAAUGAGUUGUAUAAUUUUUUUUGCAAUUUGAAUUUGAAUUCAGUCUUCUGUUGGGGAAUCAGUAUUUAAUGUAUCUAAAUAUGGGUAAAUCUGUUUGUAUUUAAUUUAAAAUCUAGAUGUAAACUGUUUUAAAAUAUAAUUAAUUAGUUAAGGUAAACAGUGUAUGUAUUUGAAGUGUGAAUUGAUUAGCUAAAGAAUGGUCUAUUGUGACAAAAAUAUACUUUACCACAAGAUUCAAAAAGUCUUUUCAGGUCCUAGCUUGUUUCUCAGUUGUUCUCAAAAAAGAAUUUUGUUUUAGUUUCUAAUGAUCGUUUUCAUUCCAUAUUCAAGAGAAAGGAUCAAGAGUAUUCUCCACUUUUGCUUUUUCUAGUUUCUUGGAAAGUAUUCAUUCUAACUUUUGAAUAUUAUAGACUGUGAUUAAAUAAUAUACCUGUAAAAAGUUUAAUAUAUUAUUGUAAAACUAUUUUCUUUAUGCAAU
This is a messenger RNA of Macrosteles quadrilineatus (aster leafhopper), 7171 nucleotides long. RefSeq names its product TBC1 domain family member 5-like. Lineage: Eukaryota; Metazoa; Arthropoda; Insecta; Hemiptera; Cicadellidae. Gene Ontology annotation, biological process: activation of GTPase activity. The record is from RefSeq and is a predicted model, not a curated record. Gene Ontology annotation, molecular function: GTPase activator activity. Bases 270 to 2012 code for a protein of 580 amino acids. The transcript is spliced from 15 exons.